This is a messenger RNA of Pieris rapae (cabbage white), 631 nucleotides long. RefSeq lists its product as uncharacterized. The coding region runs from base 118 to 567 and encodes 149 amino acids. NCBI's taxonomy places the organism in Eukaryota, Metazoa, Arthropoda, Insecta, Lepidoptera, Pieridae. The record is from RefSeq and is a predicted model, not a curated record. The transcript is spliced from 4 exons.
UGUACGUACACUGUUUACCGUCGAGUUAUACUUAGGAGUUGUGAAUGAGGAUAUGCAGAAAUAACGCAUUUUCAAAUUAAGUUUGUUUGUGUUAGCACUUGUUUGUUGCGUUUAACAAUGGGAGUCAAGCUCAUAAUUUUGCUGGGCUUGCUAAUUGGUGUUCUAUACUGUAUACAUAUACUUGUAAAGGAUUACCAGGCCAUCACUGCUGCGAGAGUCUUCCGCCUGAUUUUCAAGCGAGAUUUGACUUCACAAAACUCAUAUAAAGCUCAUGUGCGUUGGGGGAAAAUUCUGCAAUACGACACAAUACAAUGCACACGGUACUUGUUCUGUGACCUGGGAGCCAGUGAAAUAAAAACCCAUUUGAGAGAGGAUUUCAUCUACAUGCUUGCACUUGAGCCAAGAGAGGAAGAUGCCUCUGCUUUAGAAGUAUUCAAAAGCGCAUAUAACUAUGGAAAAUCCUCGCGGAAAGAGAUCAACGAGCCUUGUAGAGCAACAUAUUCAGCUUGUCCAUUCAAGAUUAACCAAUUGUACAAAUUCAUUCAAUAUUUACUGAGGAUUAGUUAGAACUUAAAAUUUUUAAAUAAUUUCAGUUUAUUAAAAGUUUAAAAUGUUAUAUAUACGUAUGUAA